AUGGGAAACGCCCCUCGUGUAGGCUUACGCACAACUGCACCCGUUGUCCUUCAACAUAGUCCUAGUGGAACACGGUACCUGGCACCGGGCUUCACCCCACAAGGCUCCUGGUUUGGGCAACGCUGCAGUGGACGGCAGCGCACACCGGGGUCGCGGGUGGCCUCGGCACAGUGCUCGCGGCGUCGACGCUAUCGCUUCGCAGCAGCAGCAGCAGAGCACGCGAGGCUUCCUGCAGAGCAGCGGGUUGCGCUUCGCCUCCAGUUGGGAAGUUUCUCAGACACAGGGACGUUGAAACACCCGGUACAGUCUUUGGGUCCACCAGUUGCUAUGCAGAACCAUAGCGCAGCGUCGCGACUACUGGACGGGAAAGCGAUAGCGAACCAGGUAAAGAACGAAAUAGGAGGCAGGGUACGGGAACUGAGCAACCAAUACGGUAGGGUUCCCGGCCUUGCCGUUAUUAUUGUUGGUUCAAGAACGGACUCUCAGACCUACGUGCGGAACAAACGAAAAGCCUGUGAGGAGGUUGGGAUUCACUCGCUGUUAUUUGCGCUGGAGGAGAGCGUCUCAGAAGAGGAGCUCACUUCCUUGGUUCGUCGGCUGAACGCGGAUGACAGUAUAGACGGCAUUCUAAUUCAGCUGCCGUUACCAGAGCAUAUCAAAAGUGAGCGUGUUCUGCAAGAGAUAUCUCUGGAGAAGGAUGUGGAUGGCUUCCAUCCGUUGAACAUCGGGCGUCUGUGUUUGAAGAGUCCGCUGUAUCCACCGCUGGCGAUCGCGUGCACGCCGCGCGGCUGCCUGGAACUACUCGACCGGGCCAGUGUGAAGAUAGAGGGCAAGCAUGCCGUUGUGCUCGGCCGAAGCAAUGUCGUCGGUUUACCGAUGGCGCUCCUGUUGCUGCAGCGGAAUGCCACGGUUACCGUCUGUCACAGCCGGACGGCGGACAUUGCAGAGCAGGUCGGACGGGCGGAUAUCGUCGUGGCAGCGAUUGGCCGCGCGAACUUUGUCAAGGGUAGCUGGAUUAAGCCCGGGGCGGUUGUCAUUGACGUGGGUAUCAAUUCAGUACCAGAUGAGUCUGCGCCCCGCGGCUAUCGUCUCGUCGGAGACGUCGAGUUCGAUACCGCGAAAGAGCGCGCUGCCCUGAUCACACCGGUACCUGGCGGUGUCGGACCGAUGACGAUUGCGAUGCUGCUCUUGAACACGUUGCAGGCUUUUGAGCGGCGCUUCAAAUCGUGA
Cyanidioschyzon merolae strain 10D is the source of this 1230-nucleotide messenger RNA. Its product is annotated as methylenetetrahydrofolate dehydrogenase / methenyltetrahydrofolate cyclohydrolase. Gene Ontology annotation, biological process: tetrahydrofolate interconversion. Gene Ontology annotation, molecular function: methenyltetrahydrofolate cyclohydrolase activity; methylenetetrahydrofolate dehydrogenase (NADP+) activity. NCBI's taxonomy places the organism in Eukaryota, Rhodophyta, Bangiophyceae, Cyanidiales, Cyanidiaceae. The coding region runs from base 1 to 1230 and encodes 409 amino acids. Gene Ontology annotation, cellular component: cytosol. The transcript has a single exon. The record is from RefSeq and is a predicted model, not a curated record.